Molecule: messenger RNA, 1612 nt
Organism: Trifolium pratense (red clover)
Lineage: Eukaryota; Viridiplantae; Streptophyta; Magnoliopsida; Fabales; Fabaceae
Exons: 8
Coding region: 110-1612 (500 amino acids)
Source: RefSeq, a predicted model, not a curated record
UCUUCUCUCAAAUCAACAAUCACCACCGUCGUCGUCUCUUCUCUUCACCAUCGUCUCUUCUCUUCACCACUGUCUCUCUCGUCUCUUGUCUCAUAUCAACACUUAAUCGAUGUUAGGUAUUGGUAAACCAAGAGGACGACCUAAAGGAUCUGGAGGUAAAGGGAAUGGAAAGACUGUUCCAACCAUUUCUACUAGUUUGGAGCAAAGGAACACGACUAAGCACACAACUCCAGUUGUCAACACAUCAUCUUGGUCAUCUGCUACUAAUUCUCCAAUUGUCAACACAUCAUCUCCAUCAUCUGCUACUAAUUCUAGUGCUCCUCUCAAUACUGAUCAUAUUCCAUCCAUUCCUUCUAAUUCGCAGCAAAGGAACACAGUUAAGCACACAACUCCAAUUGUCAACACAUCAUCAUCAUCUGCUACUAAUUCUGGUGCUCCUCUCAAUACAGAUCAUGUUCCAUCUCCUACACCAACACAUAUCGAGUCUGAGACCGCACCAAUAGAAGAGGAUAAUGAUCACAAUAGCCAACCUGAAAAUUUUAUACCAUUUGGAGACCCUACCUUGCCUGGUCCUCAUAACCCACAUCUACCGUGGGGCAAAGACCAUUCACAUAACAAAGUUUGGAUUUAUACUCUGAAAGGAUACUUUUAUCCGGAUGAUAAUGCAACUAAAGAUAUAUCGAAGACAAUUAAAUCUAUUUUUGACCGCCCUUACAACAAUUGGAAAUGUUGUGAUGAUAAAAUAAAGAAAGUGUGGUUUAAUGAAUGGGCGAAAAGCUACAAAUGGAUUGGUGAACAAGAGGCGUCUGUUAAGGCCACAUGGGAAUCAAAAGCUAAGGAUCUACUACGAAAGAUUAUGUCAAGAGCACGUGAGAAAGUGCCCGAAAAACCUGCCUGGAUUAAUAAAAAGGUGUGGGCACAAUUGCGUGCAAUGUGGGAAGAUGAAGAUUAUGUAACAUUACGACAUGUGGCAUCCUCUAAUCGUCAAUCUGAUACCGGUGGUUCAUUGCACACUCAGGGAUCAAAGAAUCAGUUAAAACAUGAACUUGAAUUAAAUAAGAGCUUAGGAAGAAUUCCACACAAGGGUGAAGUAUUCAAAAAGUGUCACACUAGGAAGGGGACACAAACCUUUGUUGAUAAGAGAUCAAGUGAUGCAUAUGAUAACUUUGUAAAUCUAUAUUCACAAGCUGAGUCUCAACCUCAACCUUCUGAGUCUGGUAAUAAUGAGAGUGGUACUCAAUCGAAGCCAAUUGAUUAUGAUACACUAAUGAUUGAAGCUGUUGGAGGAAGAAAUGCAAAGGGCAUAAUAUAUGGACUUAGUUUGGAUGGACAUAACCUCACCCGUGGCUCAACAUCUACAUCAAAUAGAUAUUCAAAUUAUGCUGAUAUUGCUCGUGGUAUGAGUGGAGAGGUUGAGGCGCGAUUAAGGCAGAAAAUUGCAGACCAACAAACAAUCAAUUGCAUCCUUGCACGUCAAAAUAAAAUGUUGGCCGCAUUUGCUAAUUAUGCAAAUAUAGAUUUAGACAUGAUGGAUUUAGAUGAAGAUGAUCCUUCCGCUGGUAAUGGAUCUCGUGGAAACAAUGCAAAUGAUGGUACAAAUGCCGAUGAAUAA